This is a messenger RNA of Paracoccidioides brasiliensis Pb18, 1812 nucleotides long. RefSeq lists its product as uncharacterized. The record is from RefSeq and is a predicted model, not a curated record. The transcript has 3 exons. Gene Ontology annotation, molecular function: protein binding. Bases 1 to 1812 code for a protein of 603 amino acids.
AUGUCUUUUUACCACCCAAAUACCCACAACCACAAGCCAUCAUUGAACCCAAUUCAUUCCAAGCCUUCCCCUUUUCAUAUGUACCGCCAACCCGAAACUCAACCUAUCUCAGAAGAACAAUUGAUAGACGAAGUACGACGAAUCUACGCAGGCUUGGUGAUGGUUGAGAAAAAUUGUGUCGAAAUCGAUCAGCACACCAGGUGUAUCAGUAAGCUCUCAUCGCAACACUGGAAAGCUUUUCUUGCCCUCCACAGGACUCUUCUUCAUGAGCAUCAUGAUUUCUUUCUGGCAUCACAACACCCUUCGGCCAGUCUGGUCCUGAAGAAUCUUCCUUUCAAAUAUGCCAUGACAGCGCGAAUGUGGAGGCGUGGAAUUCAUUCAUUCCUAGGGCUGUUGAGUCGCCGUCUCCCAAACUCCCCGGAUCAGAUGUUGUACUCCAUUAAUCCGGUAUAUUCCAUUACCGGAGUGCCCAUGGAUGGAACACCUUCUAUUGAUGACGCCUGGAUUGAAUGUCUUGGUGAUUUGGCUAGGUAUCGAAUGGCGGUUGAGGAAAAAUGGAUUAAGUGGUUUGGUGAUCCAGUUAGGUAUCGAAUGGCUGUUGAGGACCCAAGGAUUGAGUGCCUUGGUGAUCUGGUCAGGUAUAGAAUGUCUGUUGAGAUUCCUGGAAUGGGUCACCGUGAAGAUUCCCAAAAUGUUGCAGCUGCAGUAGCUCAAAGGAGGUACAAUAUCGUUGCUAUCCUUGCUCUCAUCAAUUUUCCCCAGCAUCUGUUCUAUUUCAAAUCUCUAGCCAACAUCUACAUUCCCCGAAACAGUCUCUACACUUCCCUUAUUACUUUCCUCGAUGGUGUAGGACCCCACCACCGACAGACUCACAUUCCUCUCCUCUCGACCGAAGCUGACUAUUACCAGUGUCAACUUGGUGUCAAGUUCGAUGGAAAUGAGGCGGCUAGGUUGUCUCCUAAACUAUUAAUCCAUGCGUCUGAUCUAAGAUCUAAUUAUUUAUUCUACUCCAUCGAAAGCUUUGAUCUUGGAAAUUACGUUGCUCAGCUUUUCACUCGUUUGCCACUUUUUCUGCCGUUUUCAUUCGAUGGAAGAUGGUUCAAGGGCCAUCAGCAUGACUGGGUGGACUCCAGGAGCGCCGGGAUCGUCUCCAGCAAUACCAACUGGAUUAUUGAUCAAGCGGUCCAACAGUUUUGCUGUAGCUUGAAGCUGUCAUCCCUCUUAAUCGUGUUGAUAUUUUCAUCCUGCUGUUCCGCCUAUCCCGCCAACCAGGCUGAGCAUAAGGACACGAAACCCAAUCCUAACGGUCUGAGUUCUGACGAUGUUAUUUUAAUUGUGUUCGCCAUCCUUUCCGUUCCUAUAUGCUUCCUUCUAGGGCAGCGGCGAGGACAGGCUCGUGCUUUUGGUACCUCUAUGGUAGCCUUGAACAUUGCCAACUUAAUGACAGGCAGUGACCCUCUUAUUUCCCCAGUUGGCCAUUGGGUGGCCCUUGGGCUUUCCUUCACCUUCACGGCUAUCUUCGCUGGAUUACUGGCGAAGCGAUUUCCUCAUAUUACCCGCAGUUUUGCUCAUACAAUUGGAUUUCUGACGGUGGUGUGGAUUGUGAACUAUUUGUUGAACCAGAGCUCUGGCUCCGGCGGCUCUGGUGGAGAUCAAUCGGAUUCUUCAUGUCACUUUCUUCUUUUCUCAAUAGCUUUCACCCUGAUCUGCUGGUGGAAGGUUGCGGAUUCGUCAGCUCCACCUCCAAUUUUAGAGGAAGGAAACAUUCCAGGUUCUAUUCCUCUCAGCAUGAUUAGACCCAGUCGAAAUUAA